AUGGGUAGCACGCCGGCCAAGCCCAUGCCCUCGGCCCUGACUUUUGACCUGCAUGCCAAAUGCUCCACAACAAAAGCCCGCGCAAGCACGCUGCAUCUCCCGCACGGAGCCGUGCCUCUGCCCAUCUUCAUGCCCGUCGCAACCCAGGCGUCGCUCAAGGGGCUGACAUAUGACCAACUCCGGAAUACCGGGUGCAUGCUCUGCCUGAACAAUACAUAUCACCUGGGUCUAAAACCCGGGCAGGCGGUGCUCGAUCAGGUUGGUGGUGCGCAUCGGUUGCAGGGCUGGGAUCGGAAUCUUUUGACGGAUAGCGGGGGGUUCCAGAUGGUCUCGCUGCUGAAACUGGCCAAGGUGACUGAAGAAGGCGUGCGGUUUCUCAGUCCGCAUGAUGGCACGCCAAUGCUCCUCACCCCCGAACAUUCCAUCUCUCUACAAAACUCCAUCGGCUCAGACAUCAUCAUGCAACUCGACGAUGUCAUCGCCACAACAACCCCAGACGCUGCCAGGAUGCAAGAAGCCAUGGAACGCUCUGUACGCUGGCUAGACCGCUGUAUCGAUGCACACAAGUACCCGGAACGGCAAAACCUGUUUUGCAUUAUCCAAGGCGGGCUUGAUUUAGAUCUGCGUCGGCGGUGCUGUGAGGAGAUGGUUGCGCGCGAUACGCCGGGGAUUGCGAUUGGAGGACUGUCUGGGGGGGAAGCGAAAGCUGAGUAUUGUAAAGUUGUCGACACAUGUACGAGCCUGCUCCCCGACGACAAGCCGCGAUAUGUAAUGGGCGUGGGAUACCCCGAAGACCUCGUCGUCUCCGUCGCUCUCGGCGCGGACAUGUUUGACUGCGUCUGGCCGACACGAACUGCUCGCUUCGGCAACGCCAUCACUCCGCACGGCGUAAUCAACCUCCGAACCACCACCUUCGCCAACGACUUUGCGCCCAUCCAGCAGGACUGUACAUGUCCAUGCUGCCGACCCAAAACGGACGGUGGGUUGGGCAUCACCAGAGCGUUUUGCCAUCAUCUCGCGUCAAAGGAGACUGUCGGUGCACAUUUGUUUGUCUUUCCCAAAAACUAUUCCAGUAGAGUGAAACUCUCACUAAUGAGCUCUAUCCGACAAGCCAUCCUAGAAGACCGAUUCCCAACAUUCCUACUCGAGUUUUUCGAUAAAUUUUACGGCUCGCGACUGAAAUCGCCGCAGUGGGCGGUGGAUGCAUUGCGUGGAGUUGGCGUUGACCUUUUACAAGAAUAG
Messenger RNA from Talaromyces rugulosus, 1242 nucleotides. RefSeq lists its product as uncharacterized. The record is from RefSeq and is a predicted model, not a curated record. Bases 1 to 1242 code for a protein of 413 amino acids. Lineage: Eukaryota; Fungi; Ascomycota; Eurotiomycetes; Eurotiales; Trichocomaceae. Gene Ontology annotation, cellular component: cytosol. The transcript is spliced from 8 exons. Gene Ontology annotation, molecular function: tRNA-guanosine(34) queuine transglycosylase activity.